Molecule: messenger RNA, 564 nt
Organism: Thyridium curvatum
Lineage: Eukaryota; Fungi; Ascomycota; Sordariomycetes; Thyridiales; Thyridiaceae
Exons: 3
Coding region: 1-564 (187 amino acids)
Biological process (GO): transmembrane transport; carbohydrate transport
Cellular component (GO): membrane
Molecular function (GO): carbohydrate:proton symporter activity
Source: RefSeq, a predicted model, not a curated record
AUGGAGCAAAGGGACUCACCAACCACCGACAAGGUCAUGACUGCCGACUCUGUCGAGAAGACCUCCAGUGGUGGAGGAGAAGAGGCGCCCCAGCAUGACCUCGGCACCCUCCGUGACCAUUGGAAGUGCCUUGCAGCCUGCACGAUGGUGUCGAUGUGCCCCUUCCAAUACGGCAUUGAUUUUGGCUUGAUCGGAGGUCUGCAGGCUAUGCCUGGCUUCCUCGAGGUCUUUGGUCACCGAGCUCCCGAGACUCCGCUGGGAUGGAACAUCUCGCCUGGCCGACAGCAGCUGAUUUCGUCGCUGAUGACGCUCGGUGCCUUCCUCAGCUCGGCCUGCGCCGGUCCGAUUGCCACUGUCCUCAGCCGGAGGCAGACCAUCUGGGCUGCGAGCCUCCUCUGCUGCGUGUCCAAUGUCAUCAUGAUGGCCACGACCAACAUUGGCGGUCUCUAUGCCGGGAGACUGCUCAUCGGUCUGGCCAAUGGCUUGUUCAUGACCUUCGCUCAGCUAUACAUCCAGGCAAGACUUUCAUUCCCUUGGCCCAAGGCAUGCCCUUCGAGACUCUAA